Rattus norvegicus (Norway rat) is the source of this 10834-nucleotide messenger RNA. It is a transcript of the gene Limk1, whose product is annotated as LIM domain kinase 1. Gene Ontology annotation, molecular function: protein serine/threonine kinase activity; protein kinase activity; ATP binding. The record is from RefSeq and is a predicted model, not a curated record. Lineage: Eukaryota; Metazoa; Chordata; Mammalia; Rodentia; Muridae. Gene Ontology annotation, cellular component: cytoskeleton; nucleus; lamellipodium.
CAGACUGUCUGUCGGAAGAGGGCUUAUCUAGUAUUCAUGAGGUCCUAGGUUCGAUUCCCCAGCACCACACGAACCAGACAUGUGACACAUGUCUGUAAGCCCAGCACUCAGGAGAUGGAAGCAGGAAGAUCGGAAGUCUUAAGGUCUUCCUCAGCUGAGUAAUGAGUUCAGGGAUAGCCUGGGCUACAUGUGACUCCUUCUCAAAGAAGCAAACAAAAAUCUUCCUUAGAGAACUUAUAUUUAAGGUAACAUGAUGUACCGUGUUAAUAGUCACACUCUGGGAUUAUAAAAGAGUCCACACAUGUUCAGGUGUAAUUGUGUAUAUGUGCAUGUGUGGGGUGCACAUACGUGUAUGGGGAGACAGAGGUAGACAGCAGGUAGCUUCCUCAAGUGCCCUCCACUGUAUUUUUGGAGUCAGAGUCUCCCGCCGAACCUGGAGUUCACUGAUUUGCCUAAGUAGUGAGAUCAGGGAUCUUCCCGUCUCCUCGCUGCCCCCUCCAACCUCAGAGCUACAGUUACAGAUGCACACUGGUGUAUCUGGCUUUUUUUUUUUUUUUUUAUGGAUUCUGGGGAAUAUGGGCUUUAGUUCUCAUGCUUGUAUGACAAACUUCCCCACCAGUCCAGCCAUCUCCCUAGCCCUCAGAAGUGAUUCUGUUUUUCAGUUGGAGGCUGGUGGAAUCGCCACAAGGAAUCCAUGGUAGGGAGGGAAAGGCACAUCAGGUCCGAAGGGAAUCCUAGCCCCUGUCCCUAGGCCAUAGUUGCCCCUAAAGACGUGUCAGCCAAUGAAAAUAGCCCUGACCUCCAGAUUCACACAGACCAAGACUAUGGUCAGAGACUUAGUAAAACAGUUGGCACCCACAAGGUCCACAAAGCAACCUUGUGAUAUGUCACAAGUUCAAAGCUACCCUGAGCUACAUGGCCCCUGUCUGAGGCAUCCUUUUCUAAUACUUAAGAGGAUCUGAACAUUUUAUGUCAUUGGCAGUUAGUUGUAUGUGUCUCCCAAGGACAAAUUGGGGCACAGAGAGGGUCAUUCUUCCGCCUGAAGUCACAUGACCAGGAAGGAGAAAGAAUACACAGUGCCCACUCUGAGGCCAGAAGAGAAACAGAUAGCACAUUUUGGGACUCAAAGCAUACGCUCAGAGGAAAGUCAGAGAGGCCCAUGAAGGGAUCUUGACCCACAGAGGGCCAUUCUUGACCCAGAGAGUCGAGGCUGUGGGGACUGGUGGUGAUGAGACACGGUAAGCCAAUGGAUAACGCAGUUAGGAGACCCAACUUCACAGGGAGUUGGUCGUGGGCAUUGCAUGCCAGGAUUAGGCCGUUCUGGAGACAAUAGAGAGGCGCAGACAGCUGGGGAGCGUGCUGUUUGUUGAAGAUUGUCAUCUCAGUGGGCAGAUGGCACAACUUGGCAGGACGAGACUGUCAUAGUAAUUCAGGGGUCUGACUCAUUAGCCUGAUUUAGGAUUGUGACUGAGGAAGGAGGCUCUGUGAUACGGAAGGGGUUACAUGGGGUUGGGGAGUCAACUCAGCUGGUAAAAGUAUUUGCCUCAGGACCUGAGUUCGACCCCCGGAACCUACGAGUGUAGCAAUGUGUGUCUAUAAUCCCAGCACUGGGGACAUGGUGGCAUGUGACAAAACCUAUCCUGGUGUCUAUGCACCACAGAUAGGGAAUUCAUUACAGACAGAGGCAAGUACCACCAAAGUCCAACUUUUUGAAUCAAUGAGUUUUAUAGGGGUUACUUCCAGGAAUCUUGGUAAGGGGUUACUUAUAGUAGUGACUUAAAGACAGCUGCAUCACCAAAGCCCAGCGUGCGUGACAGCUCACAAAGCUGGGAACCUGGAACACACUGCCCAGCCUGCAGGCAGCCUCAUCACAUUAGAGUGGCCUUUCCCUGAGGUAAUUGGUCUUAACUUCUUCCUGGCAGCUUGGCUGGCUUCUGCUUCCUCCAGGCGACUGGUCUGAUCUAAAAGCUCUCUUUACAGCUUAGCCCUGCUGCCCUCCAGAGAAAGACUCUUGGCUUUUAUUGCUUCCUUUGACUGAGAGGGACCUACUGAAUCCAGUCGGUUUCAGGGACUUCCUGAAGCUAUUUUGAGUUGUUUACCUUUCUGCUUCAGGAGCUCCCUGUAGGAUGGAUUUUUUUUUUUUCACUCUCUGAGGGAACUCUUACACAACAAGUGGAGACACACCAAUCCUUGGGGUUCCCUGGUCAGCCAGCUUAGCAGCCAGCCAGACCCAGGCCUCACUGGUAGAUCCUGACUCUGAUAACAUAGUGGCUGGCUGUUAGAGAAGCUUGACGUAGGGCCUUCUCAUAUGUACAUACAACCAUGAGCACAUGAUGGGGGGGGGGGUGAUCUUUGAAAAGCACAAAUUGCACAUCCUUAAUUCCUAAUACCCCCAAAUCAGGGCUGCAGCUGAAGGUCAGUUGGUAGAGUGUUUGCUUAGCAUGCACAAAGCUCUGGGUUCAAUCUCAACACAGUGUAAGACAGGUGUGAUUGCAUGCUUAUAGUUCCAGAACUCUCGAGGUGGAAUCAGAGGAGACUCAGGAGUUCAAGGUCGUCUUGAGCUACAUAGGGAGUUCAAGACCAACCUAGGCUAUACAAGACACUGUCUCAAAAUUUUCACAACAUCCCCAAAAUGUAAAUAUCAAAACGAUGCCACCAAUAGAAAGUUCCAAGCUGGACCGAUUAUGACAAGUCACAGUCAAAGCACAGGUACACUUUCAGAUAUUGCGGGUCAGGCUGGAAAUGGCUUGGCAGUUAAGAGUGUUUGUUGCCUUUGCAGAGGACCAGAGUGUGAUCUCCCCUGCACCGGUGUUAGGGUGUUGGGGUAGCUCACAGCCACCUACCUACCUGUAAUUCCAGCUCCAGGGAAUCCACUGCCCUCUUGUGGCCUCUGCAUGUACUACACUCACGUGUGAACACUGAAAAAUAAGUCUCUAAAAAAGAUCAUUACAAGGGGUUGGGGAUUUAGCUCAGUGGUAGAGCACUUGCCUAGCAAGCGCAAGGCCCUGGGUUCGGUCCCCAGCUCCAGGAAAAAAAAUCAUUACAUAAAAUUUCUUGGGCUAGAGAGAUGGCUCAGUGGUUAAGAGCACUGACUGCUCUUCCAGAGAUCCUGAAUUCAAUUCCCAGCAACCACAUGGUGGCUCACAACCAUCUGUAAUGGGAUCUGAUGCCCUCCCUCUUCUGGUGUGUCUGAAGACAGCUACAGUGUACUCAUUUGAAUAAAAUAAAUCUUUAAAAAAAAAUUUCUUUCGAGGAAACUGGCGAGAUGACUCAGUUACAACACUAGCUGCUCUUCCAGAGAGGCCAUAGGUUCAAUUCCCAGUGCCUAUGUGGUAGUUCACAACCAUCUAUAACUCCAGUUCCGGAGGACCUGACACCCUUUUACAGAUAGCCUCUUCCGGCCUCUGUGGGCACUAAGCACACAUUGUUGCACAAAUAUGUAUACAUGCAAAAUACCUGUACAUGUAAAAUGUUCUCAAAAUUGUAAAAGAAAAUGUCUCUGGAUAUGUGGGUAAGUCCUAUCUGAAGCAUAAAUUAAUCGACUGUUUAUUUAGACUUGGGUCCCAUUCCCAAGAUCCCACAUUGUACAUAGGCAAAUAUUCCAUAAUCCAAAGUCACACAAAGCCCUUGUGUUCUCAAACAUCUGAAGCUGUAUUUGUAGUAGUAGAUCGGAUCCCCCCACUAUCAAGCAUGCGCUCUCCCCAGCUUCCUUCCCUCCUUCUCCCCUCCCUCCCUCCUUACCAUCUCCCUUCCCUUCCUUCCUUCCUCUCCAGUGCUUUCGACCUGAUCCCAGAGCCUUAGCACAAGCUAGACAAAUAUAGCACCAAGCUCCAUCCCCAGCUUUUGGAUUUCUGAGAUGAGAGUCUUGGUAUGUAGCCUAGACCUGGCCCAAAUUUGGUUUUUCAUGCCCAGUGCUAGGGUUAUAGGGGUAUACUAGGACACCCAGCUGCAAGCAUUCUCUCUCUCUCUCUCUGUCUCUCUCUGUCUCUGUCUCUCUCUCUCUCUCUCUCUCUCUCUCUCUCUCUCUUUCUCUUUCUCUGUGUGUGUGUGUGUGUGUGUGUGUGCGCGCGCGCGCGCACCUGUCUGCAUGUACAUGCACCUUGCUAUACAUGUGAAUAACUUGUUACCAGAGGUUAGCUUGUGGAGAUGAGUUCUCUCUUCCCGCCAUUGUAAGUAUUGGGAAUCGAACUCAGGUUACCAGGCUUGGUGGCAGUUGCCUUUAUACCCUGAUCCAUCUUUCCAGCCCUCCAGCUUAUCUUUAGAGCCCAAGUCUUUCUCUGAAUCCAGAGCUUAACAUUGCAUCUAGGGCCAGCCAGUGAACCCCUAAGGUCCUCCCAUGCCCACCCCUCAGGACUGGGCUACGGAUAAGCACCAUUUUUCCUAGUCUCACAUGGGUGCUGGGGAUUUGAACUCAGGUCCUCAUGCUUGGCAAAGCAAGAUCUUACCCAUUGAGCCAUCUCUCCAGUCCUCAAGCAUUCUUUAGUAUUAAUCCAGCCUAGCAUAACCGUCCUCCAGCAUACGGUAUUUGCCUAAUUUCGUGUGAGAAAUAGAGAUUCAGCCACAGCCAGCUCUUCAGCGAAGGUUGUCACUGCCUGAGGUGGGAUCUGACCAUCUCUUGCACACUAUAUUGCACAGUUGAAUGGCCUCUGAUGAGCAGCAGGUCCGUACUAGGGAGAGGGUGUCCAUUGUCAGUAGUUUUGGGGGCAGGUUAGUUACGCCUGUCACUUGAGUAGCAGUUAGAUUUGAAACGGGGCCAAAAGGAAUCAGGAAAUUCUCUUUAGGUGACCCUGUGACUAGCAAGGAAGGAAGGCACGAGAGACCCCCGAGGGUAGCCCCCUAUGUUGUAUUCCAAAAUAGAGGCAAGGGGCAGAUUGCAGGGGCCCUGGCUUUGAAUGGCCCACUCCGUGCUACCUAGAGAAGGUUAAGACCCAGCUUGGGGCUGCAAAGAGAGAAUAUGUUCAACUCUCUCUGAGGUGGAGGGACACAAGAGCCUCAAUGGGGAAGGGCAGUGAGACCUCCUGCUCCCAUAUCAGAGUCAGAGCCCAGGUCCCUCCUUCCUCACCUGCAGUCAGAGCCUACAUCCCUACCUCCCCUAUCCUGGCCCACAACAGGAAGACAGCUCAGAGGAAGAUCACAGCUGUCCAGGGCAUGUGGCAGACAGGCAGUAAGCCUAACUCCACUCCGGAGGACAUCUGAGGCCAUCUUCCAAUGACUUGAACCUCUUAGUGACAUUGGGACCUUUGUUCCUUUGUCCUCUUUAAAGCUACUUAGACCGGAGGGAUGUGUGUGACAAGACUGGACAGCCUGCUUCUCCGCCACCAGGUCGGGGAGGUGACAUCAUGAGUUGUCACAUGCCCUGCCUUCCAUGCCUUACCAUGUGCACUUCCCUGUGGAACACCCUGGGGAUCCUGAGUCAGCUCUUCCCAAGCCCCUGUCCUAUCCAGGCCCCCUCAGGACAACCUGCGAGCCAGAGUGCUGCGUAUUGAAGCAGUUUGACUUAUGAGGAAACAGACGCAGAGGUCAUCUACGUGUCCCAGGACUCCACGUAGCCUGACUGCAGAGCCUGCACUAUGUAACCAGUGUGUGCUCACGACUCUGUCCUGCCCCUCCCAGAUACAGGCUCCUGCCUUCUAGCAGGAAAGCACACCAGAGAAGAGACCAGAGAUAGCAUUCCAAGAUCGGCACAGAGUGGAAGGAAGCGAGGGAGGAACUCAUGAUGUUCAGAGGCACUGAGGCGGGGUGUGGUGGAUAUGUCCCAGGAAUCAGCAAACCGCGCUGCGGGACCGACACACGGGGCUGGCAGAGAAUCAUCCCGCCUUGUGGGCUUUUGUUCCUCAUGGUGCUAGGGACCAAAUCCAGAGCCUUGGGCUUGCUAGGCAAGCACUCUGCUAAUGUCCAAGCACUAAUGUUUAUGUGCAAGGGAGUUGGGGGCUCUAGGGCUGUCACUCAGUAGUAGCCCACUUGCCUGGCCUGUUCUUUCUCUAGCGUUAACGGGAAACUUUUUUUUAUUUGUUUACAUUUUUAUUUAUUAUGUAUGUGUGGAGAUUAGUGGACAACUGAGAGUUUUUUAUUCUGUCCUUCCCCCAUGUGGGUGGGACCCAAGGACCAAAUUCAGGUCGUUAUGCUUGUUCUUGGGCAUCUUUCCCUGCUGCGCCUUCUCACCAACCUUGGAGAAGGGAGGCAGCAGUGAGUACUGGGCAUUGAACCCAGGGCCUUGUGAGUACCAGGCAAAAGCCCUGUCAGUGUACUAUGUCCCAGCCUUCCGGCUACAUCAGUGUCUAUCUAGGGCAGAGGUACGCCACCUGUGUGCGGGUCAUAACCCUUUUGGAAGUCACAUAUCAGAUAUCCUGCGUACCAAAUAUUUAUGUUACGAUGGACAACAGCAAAAUUACAGUUCCGAUGUAGCGCCGGUAACGAUUUUAUGGUUGAGAGUCAGCCCAACAUGAGGAACUGUACUAAAAAGGCCGCAGGAAGGCUGAGAAGCGCUGGCCUGGGGACCUGGAAGAACCUGCAGAAGGUUCCCGUGGCUGUGCAUUUUUUUCUGAGUCCUCUGAUCCAGGCUCUGAGUCCCACUGCAGUGUCUCUGCCCCUGGUCUGGAGGAAAUCCUAAGCUGACAUAACAGGGAAGACCAUAGAUACAGUGACAGGUGUCCCAGGACGCAUGUUAGCUGGAGAGGCUCUGUUGACAGUACAAAGGCACUGGGCUUCAUCAUCACAGAGGACCCUGUCUGUGCCCCACUGCCACAUUUCCUGGUGGCUCUGCUCCCCCCACCCCACCCCCAGAAGAUCAGAGCCAGGCCAGUGGUCCAGAGUUUCCUGGGCCCAGCCUCUGUGUGCUGUGCCAUGCCUGCAGGGUCCUUUUCCCAGGAGCCUUUGUUGGUGCACAAUUCCUAGAGCUCUGGUAGCCUGGGUAAUCUCCCUAGAGGCUGGGUGGGGUAGCCCUGAGCCAGGAAUGGUGAAUGGGCUGUAGCCUGAUGGGGAGCCUCAGCUGGGAGAAAGCUCCCAUUCAAGGAACCUCCCGUGUAAGGAGGCUGAGCUGACCACGGGAAGUUGGCCUCUGUUCCCUUGGGGAUGGCACCGGAAGAGACAGCUGCUCUGGGGCCUGUCCUUGUCCCUAGAGAGGCCCAAGCACUCAGUGCUUUUGUCCAGGAAGAGGCUAAGGAGCACAUGGGAUACUGGGGACUUUCUCCAGAUCCAGUGGCUAGGAGUAGAGAAGUGGGGUAGAGCCUAGAUCCUUCACCUCCCUAAUUGUGCUCGCCUACAUCCCUUCUUCCUGUGCACAGUCAGAGCCCCUCAUACCUUCCCUGCUGCCUCGCCACAGAGUCAAAGCCUAGUUCCCUCCCUUUCCACCUCCUUUCAUUGUCUGAGCCUAGCUCUCUCUUCUAGGGUCACAGCCCAGAUCCUUUCUCCCUGCCUUUUACCUGGAGUCAUAGUUUAACCACUCCUUCAACACUUCUCCACUGUAGUCCUAACCUAGAUCCCGCGUUUCCCGACUUCCUACCUAUAGUCAGGGCUUAGAUCCUUUCCUGCCUACCUCUCUACCUUCAGUCAGAGCAAGGACCACUCCUUGCUGACCUCUGCCUGAGUAGAGAUCUCUCUCCCUCUUCUGUGACCAAAGCCCAAGCCAAAGACACUGGCUGCUUCCUGUCACAAUUUGAGAAAGAGGCCUUCCUCAGCCGCACUUCUGCCUCCUCCCCGUGGUGUGGCCACACAGGCCCUACCCCCUGCAACCUCCAAUCCUGAGCCCCCACAGUAGGAUGGGGAAGCCUUGGCCAGGCCACCCAUGGGCUCCUACAGGCCUCCAGAAUCUCCAGACAUAGCUGCAGAGAAUGCAGCCAGCUUUGGCCCUGAGAAGGACCCGCUGCCUCCGUGGGGCUAAGUGCUGCGAGUGUAGCACCUCCCUUUCACACCAGUACUACGAGAAGGAUGGACAGCUCUUCUGCAAGAAGGACUACUGGGCCCGCUAUGGCGAGUCUUGCCACGGGUGCUCCGAACACAUCACCAAAGGGCUGGUCAUGGUGGCCGGGGAGCUGAAGUAUCACCCCGAGUGCUUCAUCUGCCUUGCCUGUGGAAACUUCAUCGGUGAUGGGGACACCUACACACUGGUGGAGCACUCCAAGCUGUACUGCGGGCAGUGCUACUACCAGACUGUGGUAACUCCAGUCAUCGAACAGAUCCUCCCUGACUCACCCGGCUCCCACCUGCCCCACACAGUCACCCUCGUGUCUAUCCCAGCCUCUGCUCAUGGCAAACGAGGCCUGUCUGUCUCCAUCGACCCCCCUCACGGCCCACCAGGAUGUGGCACGGAGCAUUCGCACACGGUCCGAGUCCAAGGAGUGGACCCGGGCUGCAUGAGCCCGGAUGUGAAGAAUUCCAUCCACAUCGGAGACAGGAUCUUGGAAAUCAACGGCACGCCCAUCCGGAAUGUGCCGCUGGACGAGAUCGACUUGCUGAUCCAGGAGACCAGCCGCCUGCUCCAGCUGACCCUCGAGCACGACCCCCAUGACUCACUGGGCCAUGGGCCAGUGUCGGAUCCCAGCCCCCUGGCCUCCCCGGUACACACUCCCAGCGGACAGGCAGGCAGCUCUGCCCGGCAGAAACCUGUCUUGAGGAGCUGCAGUAUUGACACGUCCCCGGGUGCCGGCUCACUAGUCUCACCAGCCUCCCAGCGCAAGGACCUGGGUCGCUCCGAAUCCCUCCGAGUGGUUUGUCGACCACACCGCAUCUUCCGGCCGUCUGACCUCAUCCAUGGGGAGGUGUUGGGCAAGGGCUGUUUCGGCCAGGCCAUCAAGGUGACACAUCGAGAAACGGGCGAGGUGAUGGUGAUGAAGGAACUCAUCCGGUUUGACGAGGAGACCCAGAGGACAUUCCUCAAGGAGGUGAAGGUCAUGCGAUGCCUGGAGCACCCUAACGUGCUCAAGUUCAUCGGCGUGCUGUACAAGGACAAGCGGCUGAACUUCAUCACCGAGUACAUCAAGGGCGGCACCCUGCGGGGCAUCAUCAAGAGCAUGGACAGCCAGUACCCGUGGAGUCAGAGGGUCAGCUUUGCCAAGGACAUUGCAUCAGGGAUGGCCUACCUCCAUUCGAUGAACAUCAUCCACCGAGACCUCAACUCCCACAACUGUCUGGUCCGUGAGAACAGGAACGUGGUGGUGGCUGACUUUGGGCUGGCUCGACUCAUGAUCGAUGAGAAGGGUCAGUCUGAAGACUUGCGUAGCCUUAAGAAGCCGGACCGCAAGAAACGGUACACAGUGGUGGGUAACCCCUACUGGAUGGCGCCAGAGAUGAUCAAUGGUCGUAGUUACGAUGAAAAGGUGGACGUGUUUUCCUUUGGAAUUGUCCUUUGUGAGAUUAUCGGGCGUGUGAAUGCAGACCCUGACUAUCUGCCCCGCACUAUGGACUUUGGCCUCAAUGUAAGGGGUUUCCUGGACCGCUACUGUCCACCAAACUGUCCCCCAAGUUUCUUCCCCAUCACUGUGCGCUGCUGUGACCUGGAUCCUGAGAAGAGGCCCUCUUUUGUAAAGCUGGAACAAUGGCUAGAAACACUUCGCAUGCACUUGGCUGGUCACCUGCCACUGGGCCCACAACUGGAACAACUGGAGCGGGGCUUCUGGGAGACCUACCGGCGGGGCGAGAGCUCGCUACCCGCCCACCCCGAGGUCCCUGACUGAGCCCAGUGGGCCCACCAUCUUCAUCCCCGCCUCUGGAGAAUAGACCCUCACCAGAUUCCUCAGCAGGGGGUGGCCUAGGCAUGGAGCCCUCAGCUGGGGCAGUGGUGACCAUAUCCGUACCCCCAGACCUGCCUUUUCCCCUCAUGCAGGGUGCCCCCCAGCCUCUCUCUGCCUCUGGCCCCCAAGUCACAAGGCUGCACACACACGUGGUUGGUCACAUCGCCCUGCCUUACCUCCCAUUGUGUGGAGCCACCCCCUCACUUGUCUUUGCAUGAGCUGGAGGGUUGGGGAAGCUGAACCCAUUCCAUGCAAUGCCUGCAGCUGUCUGCACAGCGCACCUGCUGGCAGCUCUUCCCAGCAAGGCUGGGCCAGAAGGCAGCUUUAGAAGUGAGCCCUGUAAGGCCAAGGGAGAGGCUAUGUGCCCGGGAACCCAAGGGCAGUCCAGGAUCCCUUGGGGAAAAUCUAGGUAGCAUCAGGUAUUGACAGGGAUCUAAAUCCCAAAGCAGAGAGAGAGAGAGGUCCAGUCCCAUGUGGCCAGGCAGUGGCCUUCGCUCUUGCUUCGUGUCCAUCUCAUUUCUUGAUCAAAGCCACUUUAGUAAGAAGUAGGUACCAGUCCUCAGGAUGAGCCAGGAGCCCUCAGGGGAGAGGGCGGAUGAUGCCUGGGAACACAGCUGACAGGGAGGGUCCAGCCCACACCACAGAGGCUAGGCAGAGGGAAUGAGGUAGCCAUCCACCAGCACCCCAGCCCUCCCGGUUCAUCUCAGCACCCUUCCUGGGCCUCUCCCCGUGGCUGGAGCAGCCCCACCCCCUCCCUGGGUGCAUCUGCCCUCUGAGUUCUUUCUGUGUGAUCUAUUUUUUAAGAAGAGUUUGUAUUAUUUUUUCAUAACGGCUGUAGCAGCAGCUGCUGGGGGGGGGUUGGGGGGGUUUGUUUUGUUGUUUUGUUUUAGGUGGGUGGGGGUGGGAGGGCCAUCUCUUCACUCUGCUUCAGUUGAACACCUAGGGACGUAUUAAAACUGUGAAGCUUUCUCAGUGCACUUUGAACAUGGAAGAGAAUCUGAACCCCCGCGGGACCAGGACUGAAAGAGGCAAGGCCUGCUUGCCUCGGCCCAGUGACCGUGAUAGGAAUGAACCCAAACUCAAUAAAAUCAAUUCUGUGCUCCCCA